AUGGCCGAUAUCGAGAGCCCUAGCCCUGCGCCGCAGCAGCAGACUCCUACCAAGUCUCCCUUCCAAACAAUUCGCACGGAUGGCCGAGCCUUCAACUCAGCCAAUUGGCGCACCAAGGAUUCCAGCCCUGCAACUCCCUCACGUACCAAUGCCAGCCCGAACGGCAGCCCGAACCCGAACAAUACCUCCCGAGCGGCAUUCAGUCGGCCCGGUGCUCAUGUUUCGCAAGCAAUCAACGAUGGCCGACGGCUGUACGUAGGCAAUAUGCCUUAUACGGCUAAGGCGCAGGAUGUUGAGUCACUGUUCAUUGCUGCCCAGAUGCCAAUUGAGCGUAUAGAUAUUGCCAUUGACCCUUUCACUGGACGCAAUCCCUCCUACUGCUUCGUCGACUUGCAGAAUAAAGAUCAUGCCGAGCGUGCUAUGACUGAGCUCGACGGUACCAACAUGCUUGGUCGCCCUGUCAAGAUCAAGCCCGGUGUCGCAAAGUCUCAGGAGCGCAUCAACAACCCUCCUUCGCCAUUCCGAGUUGAGGGCUGGCGCGAACAAAGCAAGCCUAGCUUUGCCAAGGUUAACAGCGACUCCAGCAGUCGCGUCUAUGUCGGUGGUUUGCCGAGAUUGACUGAGCAUGAAGUUGUCCAGAGCAACAUUGAAUCUUUUUUCAAGGAUUUCAAGGUUGAAAAUGUCAGCAAGCUGUUCACUCCUCACCCUGCUAAGAGAUUCGAGCCUGGCGAGCACUACUAUCUGUUCGUCGAUGUCGGUACUCCCGAAGAAGCUCAAAGAGCCAUGAAGACAUUGAAUGGCCAGUCUGGACCUUGGGGUGGCCCCCUGCGCGUACAAUACGCGCGUGGUCCUAAGACCAACGACCAAGAUGCUUGA
Molecule: messenger RNA, 876 nt
Organism: Penicillium soppii
Lineage: Eukaryota; Fungi; Ascomycota; Eurotiomycetes; Eurotiales; Aspergillaceae
Product: Nucleotide-binding alpha-beta plait
Exons: 4
Coding region: 1-876 (291 amino acids)
Molecular function (GO): RNA binding
Source: RefSeq, a predicted model, not a curated record